AUGACUUGUCCUCCCCCUACGUCCAUUCCUCAUGGCCAUAUUUCGAGUUAUGUGCCUGGAGCGUCAGCAGUGUAUGAGUGUGAUGGGGCCUACUCGAUGGUUGGAAGUUCUGUAUCAACGUGCGAUACUAAAACUAGUGAUUGGAUUAGCCCUGGAAAGUGUGUGUUGUCAUUCAUUGACAAUGUCUGGUUUUGGCUUUUGAUCGGCCUUGGAGCUUUGUUGACCAUUGCAGGAAUAACUUUGCUCUGUGUUUAUUGCUAUCGCCGUUGUUUCAGAAUGAGGUCAAGAAGAACUAGGCCUAAUGAGGAGGAAAAUCAGAAGUCAAACAGAACACCUAGAAGUUCCCGUGAAGAUCCCGGAUGUUUUGAAAACGGCGGCAAAUGUGACCUGUGUUGCGUAGAUUACUACGGAUGUUGUUCAUUGCUAGGUUGUUGCGGAUAUCAUGGUUGCUGCGCUUGUUUCUGUAGUUGUUGUCGGUGUUGCCGAGAACCAGAAGAAGGUCCAGGAAUUUCGAGUCUCCCCGUUUCCUUUUUCCGCAAAUGGAGGAGAAAAACAAAAGGUGCAAAGAUAAAGACCACCAGACCUGUACUUGUUUUACAGUAUGAAAAGGACAAAAAGAGAUCUGCUGCUAAAGCGUCAAAAUCGGCUAAAGUUCCAGUGAUUCCAUUAUGGCUGCCUCACAAAAAUCACGUCCGGGAUAUCAACACAAGCACGAGAUGACCAUUGAUUUAUAUUACAAUAAAUCAACAUUGAUUGGU
This is a messenger RNA of Saccostrea echinata, 758 nucleotides long. RefSeq lists its product as uncharacterized. The transcript has 3 exons. Lineage: Eukaryota; Metazoa; Mollusca; Bivalvia; Ostreida; Ostreidae. The coding region runs from base 1 to 720 and encodes 239 amino acids. The record is from RefSeq and is a predicted model, not a curated record.